AUGGGGAACGUGGAGAGCGCGGACGGGGAGGCGCUGCCCCGGGGCUCGCCAGCGGCCGCCCCGGCGGGGCCCGGGCUGCUCGCCCCGGGCAAGAUGCCGAUGCCGGAGCCGUGCGAGCUGGAGGAGCGGUUCGCCCUGGUGCUGAGCUCCAUGAACCUGCCCCCGGACAAGGCCCGGCUGCUGCGCCAGUACGACAACGAGAAGAAGUGGGACCUCAUCUGCGACCAGGAGCGGUUCCAGGUGAAAAGCCCCCCUCAUGCCUACAUCCAAAAGCUGCAGAGCUUCCUGGACCCCAGCGUCACACGGAAGAAGUUCAGGCGGAGGGUGCAAGAGUCGACCAAGGUGCUGCGCGAGCUGGAGAUCAGCCUGCGGACGAACCACAUCGGGUGGGUGCGCGAGUUCCUCAACGCCGACAACCGGGGCCUGGACGUGCUCGUGAACUACCUGUCCUUCGCCCAGUGCGCCGUGACCUUCGACUUCGAGGGCCCCGAUGGCGCCGAGGACGGCGGCCUCGAGAAGCCCCGAGCCUGGAGCAGGUCCAUAGAGGAUCUGCAGCCCCCCGGGACCCUGCCCGCGCCGCUCGCCAGCAGCCUGGCCCGCGCCGCCCGCCACGGCGCCCUGCGCUCCGGGACGCUGCCCAGCCGCAAGGCGCUCAAGAACGCGCGCCUCGUGAGCCAGAAGGACGACGUGCACCUCUGCAUCAUGUGCCUGCGGGCCAUCAUGAACUACCAGGUCUGCAAGGAGAAGCACCGCUUCGAGCGCCUCAUGGACUACUUCCGCAACGAGGACAGCAGCAUCGACUUCAUGGUCGCCUGCAUGCAGUUCAUCAACAUCGUGGUGCACUCCGUGGAGGACAUGAACUUCCGCGUGCACCUGCAGUACGAGUUCACCAAGCUGGGGCUGGAGGAGUUCCUGCAGAAGUCGCGGCACACGGAGAGCGAGAAGCUGCAGGUGCAGAUCCAGGCCUACCUGGACAACGUCUUCGACGUCGGCGGGCUGCUGGAGGAUGCCGAGACCAAGAACGUGGCCCUGGAGAAGGUGGAGGAGCUGGAGGAGCAUCUGUCCCACCUGACGGAGAAGCUGCUGGACCUGGAGAACGAGAACAUGAUGCGGGUGGCGGAGCUGGAGAAGCAGCUGCUGCAGCGGGAGAAGGAGCUGGAGCUGGUCAAGGAGACCUACGAGCACACGAGCCGGCAGGUGCACACGCUGCGGCGCGUCAUCGAGGAGAAGGACGCGGCGUUCCGGCAGCGCAAGUGCCCCCCGGCCCCGCCGCUGCCGGGGGCUUCGCCCUCCAUCGCCCUCACCGUGGGGCUCUCCGCCAUCCGCAUCAAGAAGCCCAUCAAGACCAAGUUCCGCCUGCCCGUCUUCAACUGGACGGCGCUGAAGCCCAACCAGAUCAGCGGGACGGUGUUCAGCGAGCUGGACGACGAGCGGGUGCUGGAGGACCUGGACUUGGAGCGCUUUGAGGAGCUCUUCAAGACCAAGGCGCAGGGGCCGGCGCUCGACCUCGUGUGCGCCAAGAGCAAGGCGGCGCACAAGGCGGCCAGCAAGGUGACGCUGCUGGAGGCCAACCGGGCCAAGAACUUGGCCAUCACGCUGCGCAAGGCCGGCCGCAGCGCCGAGGAGAUCUGCAGGGCCAUCCACACGUUCGACCUGGCCACGCUGCCCGUGGACUUCGUGGAGUGCCUGAUGCGCUUCGUGCCCACGGAGGCGGAGGCGAAGGCGCUGCGGCAGUACGAGCGCGAGCGCAAGCCCCUCGAGGAGCUGGCCGCCGAGGACCGCUUCAUGCUGCACUUCUGCAAGGUGGAGCGGCUGCCGCAGCGCAUGGCCAUCAUGGCCUUCCUGGGCAACUUCGCCGAGAACGUGCAGAUGCUGACGCCGCAACUCAACGCUAUCAUCGCCGCCUCCGCCUCCGUCAAGUCCUCACAGAAGCUGAAGCACAUGCUGGAGAUCAUCCUGGCUCUGGGCAACUACAUGAACAGCAGCAAACGCGGCGCCGUCUAUGGCUUCAAGCUGCAGAGCCUGGACCUGCUCCUGGACACCAAGUCGACGGACCGCAAGCUGACGCUGCUACACUUCAUCGCGCUCACGGUGCGGGAGAAGUACCCGGAGCUGGCGACGUUCUGGCAGGAGCUGCACUUUGUGGAGAAGGCGGCCGCAGUGUCCCUGGAGAACGUGCUGCUGGACGUGAAGGAGCUGGGCCGCGGCAUGGAGCUGCUGCGGCGCGAGUGCGCGCUGCACGAGCACGGCGUGCUGCGCGCCUUCCUGGCCGCCAGCGAGGGCAAGCUGGAGCGGCUGCAGAAGGACGCGCGGACGGCCGAGGACGCCUACAACACAGUGGUGCGGUAUUUCGGCGAGAGCCCCAAGACAACCCCCCCGUCCGUGUUCUUCCCCGUCUUCGUCCGCUUCAUCCGCUCCUACAAGGACGCGGAGCAGGAGAAUGAGACGCGGAAGAAGCAGGAGGAGGUGAUGCGGGAGAAGAUGCUGGCGCAGGAGGCCAAGAAGAUGGAGAAGCGCAACAAGUGGCAGCAGCAGGAGCUGAUCGCGGAGCUGCGGCGGCGCCAGGCCAAGGACCACCGGCCUGUCUACGAGGGCAAGGACGGCACCAUCGAGGACAUCAUCACCGCGCUCAAGAGCGUCCCCUUCACGGCCCGCACGGCCAAGCGGGGCUCGCGCUUCUUCUGCGACCCGGCCCACCACGACGAGUCCAACUGUUAGCCCUGAGCCCACAGGCCCGUCCGCCUGUAGCCGCC
This is a messenger RNA of Nothoprocta perdicaria, 2753 nucleotides long. RefSeq names its product formin like 3 (gene FMNL3). NCBI's taxonomy places the organism in Eukaryota, Metazoa, Chordata, Aves, Tinamiformes, Tinamidae. Gene Ontology annotation, biological process: cell migration; regulation of cell shape; cortical actin cytoskeleton organization. The transcript is spliced from 25 exons. Gene Ontology annotation, molecular function: small GTPase binding; actin filament binding. The record is from RefSeq and is a predicted model, not a curated record. Gene Ontology annotation, cellular component: cytosol. Bases 1 to 2718 code for a protein of 905 amino acids.